AUGCUCCUCCUCUCUCCCACGGUGCCAGGUCUCUCGGAGAGCCUGCACCACCACUUUCCCCGGACAAGAGCCGUUUUGUGCAUGCAGGAAAACAACAUGGCAGACUCCGCUGUGCGAUCCGAGCAAAGAAACGGCGGGAUUUUGAUUAACGAUGAUUGGCCAGGCUACAGUUUAGACCUCUUCAGCUACCCUGCUCACUACGCCGGAGAUUUAGACUGCGUCUUCAUCCCGCAUGGCGUCAUCAUGGACAGGACAGAACGUUUGGCUCGAAACAUCAUGGAUGACCUGGGGGACCACGACAUCGUGGUGCUGUGUGUGCUGAAGGGAGGCUACCAGUUCUGUGCCGACCUGGUGGACAGGAUCAAGGCUCUCAGCUGCAACUCCAACCGCACGAUCCCCAUGAGGGUCCACUUCAUCCGUCUCAAGAGCUACCUGAAUGACCAGUCGACAGAGGAUCUUCACAUAGUCGGAGCAGAGGAUUUGUCUUUUUUAGCUGGAAAGAACGUACUGAUUGUCGAGGCCAUAGUUGGCACUGGAAAGACAAUGAAGACACUCCUGAAGCAUGUUGAGGCCUUCAAGCCCAAAAUGAUCAAAGUAGCGGGACUACUGGUGAAGAGAGUGCCACACAACUCAGCAUGUCGCCCCGACUAUGUCGGCUUUGAGAUACCCAAUCGGUUUGUGGUUGGAUAUGCCUUAGACUACAAUGAGUAUUUUAGAGACUUGAAUCAUAUCUGUGUGAUCAGCGAAAGCGGGAAGAUGAAAUACAAGAUUUAAAAAAAAAAAAAAACCUAACCCUGACUGCAAAAGAAGGCGUCUGUUACACAGAUGUCAUCCAACAGCAAGCCUGAACAUUUUUCCUGGGAUGCCACUCACUCACAGCUGCUAUCGUGACAUUUGAUCUCAAGCAUCUCCUGUUUUGUUGUAGCAUUCCUUCUAUGAAUCUGUUUUAACAAUAGACACUGAAGCUUAACGGGUCAUUUUGUUUUAGCAAAUCAAGCACAUGUUGCAAUUUUAUUCUUCACGUUUACAGACGUUAUACAUAUGGAAAAUGUUUAACGCUUUGGUACUGUUUGCCUUUGUUAGUUUGACUCUAACACAAAUGCCAUCUCAAUUCUAAUACAUCUUGUAUGUAAUGUAAAGAACUGUAUAAUCAUAACUUGUAUGAGUUGUUUUAUGAGGAAAUUAGUAAUAGGAGUUUACAUUUUUUCCACCUGUUGAUGCCUUUUUGGUGUUUCAUUAGCACAUCAGCUGUCACCUUUAAUGCUCAGGGGCAAACAAAGUAGUUUUGUAAACACUAUGUUCUAACUACCUCUGUUUUUUCAGUGUUUUGGGUACAUCUGGAUACUUUUAUAGUUUCUGUAUUUUCCUUUUAUUAUUUGACACACUAGGAAAGAGUUUCUAGCAAUUGGGUGGUAUCUAUAACUACAUUAUUCUCACACUCUCUCUUGAAUUACAAAAUGUAUUUUUAGAGACAGAAACAACUUGUCAUAUAAAAAGAAGAGCUCUGAGUCAUUGAAACAUGUUGAAUGGUGUGAUUAAAUCAUGCUUUUUUAUACAGUU
Plectropomus leopardus (leopard coralgrouper) is the source of this 1560-nucleotide messenger RNA. RefSeq names its product phosphoribosyl transferase domain containing 1b (gene prtfdc1b). Gene Ontology annotation, biological process: hypoxanthine metabolic process; guanine salvage; IMP salvage. The record is from RefSeq and is a predicted model, not a curated record. Gene Ontology annotation, cellular component: cytosol. NCBI's taxonomy places the organism in Eukaryota, Metazoa, Chordata, Actinopteri, Perciformes, Serranidae. Gene Ontology annotation, molecular function: magnesium ion binding; hypoxanthine phosphoribosyltransferase activity.